AUGGCGGAGGCCGCCCCACCGCCCCUCCACCGUGGCCUCCCGGACGAGAUCGCCAUCUGGGAGAUCCUUGUCCGCCUGCCCCCCAAAUCCCUCCUCCGCUGCCGCGCCGUCUGCCAUGCCUGGCGCAGAGCCACCACCGCCCGUGACUUUCUCCUCGCCCACUACGCCCGCCAGCCCGCGCUCCCCCUCAUCUAUGGCCUCGGACGCGACAUCGAGUCCCUAGACAUUAUCCCCUUCGACCACCGUGCAGGGGUCGCCACCGCCGACGACCGGCUCCUGUCCGUCGCGCGAAUUGGUGGCCCUUACGUCCGUCCGUGCAUCUCGUGUGAUGGCUUACAAGGCCUCUACAUCGGCGUGGAUCAGUUAAGCAUCGUCAACCCGGCAACUCGUCAAUGCGCUCGCCUCCCGGGUUUUACUGUCACCGACACUCACCGACCCGUGGGGAUGUACCCGCACAGCCUAAGCGGCGAGUACCGGAUACUGCUGGCACCCCGUGAUCCAGAUGACUCCCACCAGCUCUACACACUAGGCUCCAACCAGCCACCAAGGCCAAUAGACAUAGAUGGCCGUGUUGUGGAUGAACUGUCACCCUUCACACCUCUCCUCUUCCAUCAUAGCCUGCAUUGGUGCCUAGACAACAUGACAACUGUAUUCGACACCACCGCUGAGUCGUUCCAGGAGGUGCUCGCUCCAGACGGUGCCGACCAGUUUAUGAUGGAUGAAAUUUAUGGUGGUGCCCUGUUUGAGGUGGAUGGAAUGCUCGGCAUGUCCAGUCUUAAUGCUGAAUUUACCAGCGUUGGUAUCUGGUCUAUGCACAAUUACGAAAGCAAGGUCUGGGCAUUCAAAUAUCGGGUCGAAUUGCCACUUGCGGAGCUCACCAUGCAGUUUGGAAAGUUUAAACCAUAUGGUUGGGGGGUGCCCUCUUCUUGGGAUGGUGAUGUGACCAUGCUGCUCCAGUUUGGUGACUGGCUACUUCAGCUUGACAUGGAUGGCAAGGUGGUUGCUAGUUUGCACCGUCACAAAGGCCUCUUUCCUACUCAACAUCUGCUCAAGCAAACUCUUGUUCAACAUUCCUUCUUUCCGACACUAGAGGGUUAUGUUGUCAAUGCUUCACCUUUCAUAUAA
Aegilops tauschii subsp. strangulata is the source of this 1125-nucleotide messenger RNA. RefSeq names its product F-box protein CPR1-like. The record is from RefSeq and is a predicted model, not a curated record. Gene Ontology annotation, molecular function: protein binding. NCBI's taxonomy places the organism in Eukaryota, Viridiplantae, Streptophyta, Magnoliopsida, Poales, Poaceae.